AGAUUCUGCACUGUUGUCUGUGUUGAGGACAGCAAGUCUGCAUGCUGCACUGUACAUGCAUCCCUGCGACCACUGUGUUUAGCAGCCAGGGGCUAGUGUGUGUGCGUGCUUGAGCAGCGAGAAAGAAACGGCCCUUGCUGUUGUGGCCAUUGUGUAAGGUGAAUUCCAUACCCUCCACGAGCUCCAGAGGGAGCGUAACGGGACGGGGAGGAUGGCGCGGAUAUCAGCGUUACUGGCGAUAGCCGUAGCUUUAUUCUGGAAGCAAGCCGCAGCACAGGAGUGUCUGCAAUAUCCCGAAGAUUCUUGCGACGUCAUCGGAGCCCUAAAUUUCAUUCAGGCGCCGCCUCCUAAUGUGCUAUCGACCUACGAUGAGUCAUCACCGCGGAAGUUCGCGUUUGAGUUUGGUCAGGAGAGUGUAGGAACCGCAGGUCUCCUUCCCUUGGAGUGCCCCGGUAAAACGUUCUGCGGCACAUUUGCGUUGGCAGUGCGCUUCAGACAGUUUUACGCGCAAGUGGCAAGAGACACGGAGCAGACCCUGUUUGAGACCACUGCACCGGACGGAGGAUAUCUGAGGACUUUCGUUGGAAACACGGGCGGUGACUUCUUCAUCGGCGUGGACUUCAACGGCGAUAGACAAACAUUCUUCGAGGGAGACGCUCAGAUCAUCAGCGAUGGCCGCUUCCAUCACGUUGUGUUCGUCUUCCAGAACCUGCAGCUAGAGUAUCACCUGGAUUCAAUGCUGAUCGACGUGCGAUCAUUCUCCAGGGCGUGUGUGAAUGGCGACUCAGUGAUCACCGUGGGCAACAACGAACUGAGAACUGCACCAUUCCGGGGUACCAUUCAACACUUGGUGCUGACCAACGCAGUGAACCUAGCCCGGACACCCACCUCACCAGCAUUUGAGAGUGCUUGCACACCAGAUAACCUACCGACUGCACCACCGACUGAGGGUAGCCCAGAAGAGACCCUCCCUCCUGAUGUCGUCAACCCUGACCAAGGUGAGGCGCAGAGGCCAGGCACUGGAACAGGCUGCGGACCGAAAGGAAUGGCCGGUGAAGAUGCCAGACAAGAACUAACUAUUCCCGGUGUAAGAGGACCACCAGGACCACCUGGACAAGAGGGUGCCAAUGGAAUCCCAGGACACAAUGGUGACCCAGGCAAAGUUGGCCCAGGCGGCCCGUCUGGACCUGAUGGUCCUCGUGGACCAGAGGGCCCUGUUGGUCCACGUGGCUUGGAUGGAAGAGUUCACGUUCUGUCCAAGCUUGAUGAUAGCGUCCUCAACACGUACUCACUGACCCGUGGACAAGUGCUCAGCAUCCUAAGAAAUCCAAACAAAGACGUCGAGAGCCUCAAGGGCGAACGUGGCCCCGGAGGAAUCGGUGGUAACCCCGGUGCUAGUGGCGUGAAUGGUCAAAAGGGAGAGCCGGGUCGCCCUGGUCGUCAAGGAGACGCUGGUCGCAUUGGCGCUACCGGUCCCGUCGGAGUUGAAGGAUUCGUUGGCAUGGCCGGUCCACUCGGUCUCAAAGGCUUCAAGGGAUCCUCAGGUCGCCCCGGACACCAUGGACAAAAGGGAUCUGAUGGACAUCAUGGUCUUGACGGCCGCCGAGGACCCAAGGGCCCGACUGGAGCUCCAGGUGACAACGCAGCUGACGGCAAAGACGGAGAUCAAGGACAGCAGGGCCCACGUGGAAAUGACGGAAUUUCUGGAAUUUCCGGAGCUCAGGGUAUGCCUGGAAUUCAAGGCCCAAUUGGACAACCCGGUCCCGCUGGACAAUCUGGACAACCUGGUAUUCCAGGCAGCCCUGGCACAGUAGGAUCACAGGGUGAGACUGGCCCGGCUGGUACUGGUGGUGCUGUUGGCCCACGCGGUCCCAAGGGCGCUACCGGCUCUCCCGGCGUACCAGGAACUGAAGGUCCUCCUGGACCACCCGGACAACCCGGUGCUAUUGGAACUCCCGGAACUGGAGGCAGCUCUGGCAUUCCAGGACAAUUUGGAUCUCCCGGUGUUGAUGGUCGCAGGGGUACCGAUGGUCGUCAUGGAACACGAGGAGAAUCCGGUCAACCUGGUCCCAAGGGAAUCCAAGGCUCUACUGGCAAUACCGGACCAGACGGCCCUCGUGGCGAUGCUGGUCGUGAUGGCAACCCUGGCCCAAUUGGUGACCGUGGUGACCUGGGCCCACAAGGUGAUCGUGGUGUAGAGGGUCCCGAUGGAGUCCAAGGUGAAAAGGGAGAACGUGGACCAAGUGGCCGUGAGGGCGUGGCUGGAUCACCUGGAAACAUCGGAGCUGUUGGACAUUCCGGAGACCCUGGCCACAACGGAGGUGACGGGGACAAGGGAAGUGCUGGUGAACCAGGAGAGCGUGGUGUCGGUGGAUUCAAGGGCGCUCGUGGCAAGACAGGCGUCUCAGGAAAUGUUGGCAAGAACGGAGACCAGGGACCUAAAGGAUAUCGCGGUCGUCAGGGACCAGUUGGCCCACGAGGAGAGGAGGGACCACAAGGAAGCGAGGGACUUGAAGGACCUCGUGGACCCAAGGGAUCUCCUGGCCCACGUGGAGUUAGUGGAGACGCUGGUACUGAUGGCGAAGCUGGUUCCGUUGGCAGCCCUGGUCCUGAUGGACAGCCUGGUGCAGCUGGUACCCCCGGUGUGCCAGGAGACCCAGGUACAUCUGGCUCAUCCGGCACCUCCGGCCUCCCGGGUCCGCCUGGUGGAACUGGACCACGUGGAGUAUCUGGAUCCUCUGGACUACCGGGUGCUAAAGGCCGCAAGGGUGCCCAGGGUGAUGCUGGACGCGACGGAGCUCCCGGCUUGAAUGGAGUCGCGGGCAAAGACGGACGCGAUGGACCACCAGGUGACCAAGGACCUCUUGGCCCCGUGGGACGACCUGGCCAACCCGCUGAUCAAGGCCCCAAAGGAGCCCAAGGUGCUAACGGCCCCACUGGACAACGCGGCCCAUAUGGACAUCCCGGAACUCAAGGUCUGCCUGGUCCAGUUGGAACACGUGGCAACCGCGGUGCACCUGGUCCCCGUGGCAUCACUGGCGAGAGCGGCAGCAAGGGAGAGCGUGGAUCAUCUGGCCUGGCUGGCAUUGACGGCAGUGAUGGACAAGCCGGCCGACCUGGCAAAGAUGGAAGUAUUGGACGUGACGGCGUUGUUGGUCAGAAGGGAGAUAACGGUGCACCCGGCUUGAUGGGCCCAGCUGGUCCCAAGGGCAGACAAGGCAGAGCUGGACCCACUGGCCCGCAAGGCCCCGACGGCAACAUGGGAGCGACCGGUGACAAAGGUGCCAGUGGUUCUGAUGGCGUUGACGGAGAGAAAGGAAGCCGCGGCCCAGUAGGACCAUCUGGCAGUGCAGGAUCCGGCGGAGUCAAGGGACAGAGAGGACCACCAGGCCGAGAUGGUGCUGCUGGACGCAAGGGACCGCUUGGAGGCCAAGGUGACACCGGUCGACGUGGUCCAGAUGGUAGCCGUGGUGAUCAAGGACAGAAGGGUGAGCAAGGAGACGCAGGAGCCCGAGGAGAUGCUGGCAAUGACGGUGAGAAGGGAGACACCGGACCACGUGGAAACCAAGGAGAACAGGGACCCGUUGGACGACGUGGCGACGAUGGUGACAAGGGCAUUGCUGGAAUCCCAGGAAACAACGGACCGCAGGGUCUUCGCGGAGGUCCUGGCGUAGCUGGUCCUCAAGGUGUUGCCGGUGAACAAGGAGAGCAAGGUCUGCAAGGCGAGACCGGUCUUCCAGGCGUCGCCGGAUCAGCCGGAGAACGUGGUGUUGACGGUGACCGUGGUGCUAAUGGCGACCCAGGAGUCAACGGUCGACCUGGACCGGCAGGACCCAGUGGUGAAAUCGGACAAGCUGGCUCAGCUGGCGCUGCUGGAUCAGACGGUCGUGCUGGAGAUCCUGGUGCAGCCGGUCCCAAGGGAGAACCAGGCCCAGAGGGUGCUGCUGGCCUUGACGGCCCACCUGGCAAUGCUGGCCCACAAGGCGAAGACGGCUACACUGGUGUCAAGGGAUCAAUCGGUCCUCAGGGUGAGACUGGUGAUGCAGGUCCUCGCGGCCGUUCUGGUGCUGCUGGCUCCGGUGGAGAAGUCGGUACAACUGGUGACCCCGGUCCUAACGGUGCUAAGGGAGAGCCGGGCGCGCCUGGUGUGGGAGGCGCUCCAGGUGCUACUGGUGAUGCCGGACAGAUGGGUCCAGAGGGUCCUAUGGGAUACGCAGGAUCACCAGGAUCAGUGGGACCACAGGGCGUGAUCGGCAGCGUUGGAAGCAAGGGUGAAGUCGGUACCCGCGGUCCAGACGGUGACAUCGGCAAUCCAGGCAAGCGUGGCGGAGAGGGAGACCUUGGUCCACGUGGUCUUGAAGGAUGGCCUGGACAACCUGGUGAUGCUGGCCCACCUGGUGACAACACCAUCGUCAAGACAUGCCCCGACACUCCUAAAGAAGACCUUGGCGGUACCUUCACUGGCCGUCGACGCAGAUCAACCGAAGAGAGCCAAACUAUCCGCAUGCGUCUCAACGAGGCAAGCGACUCUGUGUUCGACAAGCUGAGCGUGGAUGGCUCGCAGGAGCGACCGGCAACAUCAUGCAAAGAUCUCAUGCAUUCCAGCAGCAGCCAGCUGAAGAGUGGCCAAUACUGGAUGGAUCCCAAUGGUGGCCACAGUGGUGAUGCCAUUCCCGUACACUGUGACUUUGAGGCUGGUGGCCAGACGUGCGUACAGCCCAGUGAUGCACACCGCUCAUCGCAGGUCCAGCAGCGCAACACACAAUGCACAAGUGACGCUCAGAACGGCCAGUUCAACUACACAGCCCACGGCUCACAGCUCCGCUACCUGCAGAUGACCAGCGAGGCAGCAAGCCAGACCGUGUCAUUCCACUGUGAUGGCUCUGAGGACCACACCAGUGCACAUGUACAGAUGCUUGGAUCAUCAGGCACUGUGUUCCGUCACUCCGAUGCCAGCUCCACAAUGUCCUCACCAUGUGAGCUGUGCCAGGAUGCCAACAGCUGCUGUUCAAACGUGGAUCAUGUCACUCCAGUACAGGAUGGCUGCAAGGUGAACACCGCGGGCUCAAAGUCCGUGUUCCAGCUUCGCAGCAACCAGCCACACCAGCUGCCAGUCACUGACAUGUCCGUAUCGUCGGCAUCCGGACGGCCAUCGUUUGGCUAUGAGCUAGGCCCCGUGUGCUUCCACUAAGCACUCGCGCAAGACGCGUCGGCGGUGCCUCGCUCACUUCUUAACCUCACUCUACAAGCUUUGAAAUACCAACAAGAUUGGGCUUUAGAUCUAGCAAUGUGUCUGGAAAUGCAGGCAAUCAUACGCUCUGCCUGCUUUCAGGAUUCUCGCACCCACGCACUGCUCAUAACUCAAACAGUCAAACACACACACCGAGCGGCUUGUUCCGUCACCUCACACAUUACACCACACAUACACACUCAUACAUCACACACGCACACAUACACACAUACACACACACACACACGCACAUCCCAGACUCACACAAACCACCCGGCACACACUCCCAUGCACAAUCUGUUGACCGUCAUCAUCCAUGGCAGUACCCGUGCAUGGCCUGGUCCGCACACUCAGAAGCGCUAAGCCUCCUAACCAAUCUCUGAAAGGCUGGCUAUUGAGCUGUUUGGCUGUCUGACAGCUGAGCCAUGCUUUUUGUUGUCCAAAAUAUCCUGUCGUUAUCUUAUAUACAUUUACUAGCAUACACGCUUGUGCCUGUACACUAGCCUCUUUCUGAUCAUACCAUUGUUAUUUUUUUUGCUAAAAUUGAGCUAAUCAUGACCAUCCCUGUACAGUGAACAAACUGCGCACGGGAUUAUCAACCACUGUUUCCCUUCUCAACCAGCUGAAACCCGUCCUCAUCCAAUUAUUUGGAUACUGCGCAAUAGAUAAUAAUACUCCAGUGCUGGGUCCGCAGAGGCCAGACAGUCA
Sycon ciliatum is the source of this 5938-nucleotide messenger RNA. RefSeq names its product collagen alpha-1(I) chain-like. The coding region runs from base 212 to 5191 and encodes 1659 amino acids. The transcript has 62 exons. NCBI's taxonomy places the organism in Eukaryota, Metazoa, Porifera, Calcarea, Leucosolenida, Sycettidae. The record is from RefSeq and is a predicted model, not a curated record. Gene Ontology annotation, molecular function: extracellular matrix structural constituent. Gene Ontology annotation, cellular component: extracellular matrix.